This is a messenger RNA of Dermatophagoides farinae (American house dust mite), 2505 nucleotides long. The record is from RefSeq and is a predicted model, not a curated record. Lineage: Eukaryota; Metazoa; Arthropoda; Arachnida; Sarcoptiformes; Pyroglyphidae.
CAAUGCCAAAUCCAUUAAAUAACAACAGUGGUGGUGCUGGUAAUCAUAACCAUUUACAAUAUCCUCAAAAUAACGGUACAAAUAAUUGUCCAUCAAAUACCUCAUCACCAUCGUCUAUGAAUCGACGAUCAACAUCAAAAAAUCCAAAUGGACCACCACCACCACCGCCACCAACACUCCCAUCACAUCAUAGGCCAUCAUCAUCAUCAUAUAGAAGACCUAUUUAUAGUAUAGCCAAUCCGAAUUAUUCUCCAUAUCGUUCUGGUCGACCGCCACCACAGCAGUCAUCGAAUUCUUAUCUAAAAUUACAUCCAACACAUAAUUAUCCUAGAUAUUAUUCAACAUCCUAUCCAUAUUGUUUGUCAUCAUCAUCAUCAUUACCAUUGCAAUCAUCAUUUACAACAUUUAAUUCAAGUGUCAAAUUACAGCAGCUCGGUAAUCGAUUACAAUCAUGGAAAACGGCGUCAAUUGGAAUAUCUUUUCUGGUAUUAUUGUUGCUCAUCUGUAAACUACAUGAUGUUGAUCGUGAAAUCAAUUAUCUACAUUAUAUAUCCAAUGAAUGGCUAUCACAGCAAGCAGUCAAUCAUCAGUUAUUAACAUCAUCAUCAUCUGCUGCUGCUGUUAUUGGAAGUGGUGAUGGUAAUGCAGAACCAUCGAAACGAAGAAUGGAUAACCAUCAUCAUCAACCAUUAGAUGGUCAUCACGAUAAUAAUAAUGACUAUGAUGAUAACAGCCAUAAUCUUUAUUCACUGGUAUUAAAUGCCACAAUCAAUAAUACCACAACGAAAACCAUCAUCAAUACUAAAGACAAUUAUUCUAAUGAUAUUUUUGAUGAAAAAAAUUUCGAUCCAAAUAAAGAUGAUCUAUUCAAUGAUCUAUCACCAUUUACCAAUUAUCGAUUACGGCCAAUUUCAUCACCAAUUGUUGCCAAAAGAAAAUCUCAACCAUCAGAAAAUGAUCAAAAAUUAACUAGUCGCCAUCAUCAUCAUCAUCAUCAUCAUCAUCAACAAAAAUCAUCCACAUCUAUUGUUGAUGAAUCUAUUGAUCAUCAACAAAAUUCACAUCAUAAUAAUCGACACUUAAAAACUCAACAUAUUACCAGUCAUCAACAGCAUCGAUUAUCACCAGUUCAAAAGGAAAUUAUUCAUCAUCAUCCGAAUGAUGAUGAUGAUAAUGAUAAUGAUGAUGAUGUUGAACCUAUACAAGAAUUGGCUUCAGCAAGUAAUCAUGAUGUAAUCGAAUUGGCUAAUAUAAUAUCAAUCAUUAGUUAUUUAAAAGAAGAUGUCGACGUUUUAAUGAGUGAAUUGAUGGCCGCUCGUACAACAUUAUUACUGAGCCUAGUAUUUGUUUUAGUCUACAUUCUAAGUUGGUGUUGGAUGGCCUAUGCAAUUCGAGCAACAAACACACCGCAAGACAUAUCAUUGAAAACGGUACUUUUGUUGGCUAUAUUUGCUGCUGUUGAUAUUGCUGCCAGUGCCGGUUUUGUUAUGGUUCGAAUCAUAAUGUAUUUGAUGCGUGAUCAUUAUUUUCCUCGUGACAUGCGAAUACCAUUACAUUCAUUAGAAUAUAAUCAAUUACCGGCUCAUGUUGCACUUCGUUUGACCAGUAUGAAGUCGGGUACGGGUGUCAUCGAUAUAUUUGUUUCUGUGAUUGUAACAUUUUUAACUUCGUUACGUGUAUAUUCGGUCAUUUGUGCCGUAUCAUUCUAUCGAAGAGCUCGUAAAGAAUUGUUAAAUGUAAAAAAUUUUGAAUACAUGAUCGAACGGCCAACAACAUCUAGAUUUCCAUCAAUGAUCGGUAAUUCAUCGACAAAUUAUCUUCGUGGUUCAAUGAUGGCAGCUGCAGCUGCUUCAAAUUCAAAGCCAAGUCCAACAAAUAGUACUGGUGAUGGUGGUAAACAUGAUUCCUGCGAUUUAGGACAAAGUGGUUAUCUUCCUAAAAUAAGGUUAUUAAGUGCACAUAAAGAUCUUGAAAGACGAUUCUCCAUCAACAAUGGUCGCAACGUACAUCAUUCUCAUCAUCAUCAUCAUCAUGAUGUUAAUGUAACAAAUUCAUCUAGUGACAAUAAUUCUACGGAUAUUUCAUCCGCUGAUGAUGAUCCAGCUUUAGAAUUGAAAAUACAAGCAGCCGAUAUGCCUGCAUCAAUACAAAAAUCGGCAAUGCAAUCAACAAUACAUGCAUUACGUACAUAUACAACUGAAAAACAUAUAGCUGAAAGUAUAAAACAAAAUUUCGAUCAAUUGUAUGAACCAACAUGGCAUUGUAUUGUUGGAAGAAAUUGGGGUUCUUGUGUAACUCAUACCAAGUCGAAUUAUAUUAGAAUGUUGUAUAAAGAUCUAACCAUUCUUCUAUAUAAAUCAUCAUGAUCAUAAGCAGAAAACGAGUCAAUGAACGAAACAAAAUGAAACGAAUCGAACAGGAAAUGGAUAUGGCUUUUAUUCUUUUUUUUAUAUUUUUUUUUGUUAUAUUUUUUCUUUUAUUUAUUACCUUUUUCUCAUUGGAAUU